Impatiens glandulifera is the source of this 444-nucleotide messenger RNA. Its product is annotated as inhibitor of growth protein 1 homolog. Lineage: Eukaryota; Viridiplantae; Streptophyta; Magnoliopsida; Ericales; Balsaminaceae. The coding region runs from base 1 to 444 and encodes 147 amino acids. The record is from RefSeq and is a predicted model, not a curated record. The transcript has 3 exons.
AUGAAGAAGAACACAUACGAAAUCAACAUCCUCAACAAAACAUACGCCAAAUUCGAAAAGAACUUCUUCAAACGGAAGACCGAUUUGUAUGAUUGCGAAAGGAAAAUUCAGGCUAUAGAAGAUGCUGAAGCAGCUGCUAAUAAAGAGAAGAGCCUCAUUUUCCAUGGCGAUGAUCAUGUUAAAAAGGGGGGAGGAAGUUCUAGAGGCAACGGUAGCAGUAAAGGAGGCAAUGGUGUUUCAACCGGCACCAUAUCAAAGAGAAAACAAACUGGUGAUGGAAGUUGCAGGCCAAUCAAAAGAGGUGGAGGUCGCAACGGUGAUCGUGGUAGUGGAAGUGGUGGCCAUUCUCUCCCUCCUUUUCGAAACCUUUUAAAAGUGAAGGAUUCAGUGGUGAAGAAUAGUAUAUCAGGGAGGAUCCUCUUGAUCUUGUCUGUACUUGGAUGA